GCUCCCUCCGGGCGGAACUGUGGUGACCGGGGCUUCGGCAACUUAAACACUGGGUGCGAAAAAGAAGGUGGCAGGGGCGGAGCGGAGCGCAUGCGCGGACAGCUCUCGUCAGUGAAGGAUUGAGAGGCGGAGCGGGGCGGCCAGCUGGGCUCGGAGCGGAGCAGGGUCAGGAUGGACGAGGACGUGCUGACCACCUUGAAAAUCCUCAUCAUCGGCGAGAGUGGAGUGGGCAAGUCCAGCCUGCUUUUGAGGUUCACGGAUGAUACUUUUGAUCCUGAACUUGCAGCAACAAUAGGUAAGCAACUUGCAGCAACAAUAGGUGUUGACUUUAAGGUGAAAACAAUUUCAGUGGAUGGAAAUAAGGCUAAACUUGCAAUAUGGGAUACUGCUGGUCAAGAGAGGUUUAGAACCUUAACUCCCAGCUAUUACAGAGGUGCACAGGGUGUUAUAUUAGUUUAUGAUGUCACAAGAAGAGACACCUUUGUUAAACUGGAUAAUUGGCUAACUGAAUUGGAAACAUACUGUACGAGAAAUGACAUAGUAAACAUGUUAGUUGGAAAUAAAAUUGAUAAGGAAAAUCGUGAGGUUGAUAGAAAUGAAGGCCUGAAAUUUGCACGAAAGCAUUCCAUGUUAUUCAUAGAGGCAAGUGCAAAAACCUGUGACGGUGUACAGUGUGCCUUUGAGGAACUCGUUGAAAAGAUCAUUCAGACACCUGGACUGUGGGAAAGUGAAAACCAGAAUAAAGGAGUCAAACUGUCACAUAGGGAAGAAGGCCAUGGAGGAGGAGCCUGUGGGGGUUACUGUUCUGUGUUAUAGACUCUCGGAUAUCCCAUCUCUUUCAGACUUGAUCAGAUAGUGACAUCUUUCUGUAUAUAAACUCUCUAACUGCUAUUUUAGGGACCUCGCAGUUUGCACACAAUUGUUUUGUAUCAUGGCAGUAAAUAUUUGCAAGAAAUCCCACUCAUCGGCUUUCCCAGGUAAAAUGUUAUGGUAAGCAUGCAGUCUGCAGGUUUUUAUGUAACAUAAAAUAGGUGUACCUGUAUAAGUACAUUUGAUUUUAUGAUUUACAUUUAUCAUGUAAUUUUUAAAAAUCCAUCUAUCUAGUAUAUGUUGAUACAAGAUCUGCUUUCAGUCUCCUUUUUGCAUAAAUGCUUCUAUCAAUUACUAAAUUACUUAAUAUGUAAAACUCCUAGGACCAUGAGGAGGAAAACUGAUAUCAAACCUGGCAAAUUUCUUUUUAGAAAUAACAAGGAGCAUGAUUCCACAGCUUUUCUAGGAUUUUAAGAUUCUUUUUUAGUACUAAGCAAAAUUCUCAUUACAGAACAUAGCCCAGGCCAAUUUAUAAUUAAAUCUCUUUGUUCUCGUGAUGCUUCUAAAAUAGCAUUGAUACAUUAAAGAAGUUUGGUAUUUUUAAUUUACCACCACAAUUAGUUCAGUUGUUUAACUGGGAGUUCUAAUCCUGUGAUAUGUACAUUGGAUUCAUAAGCUUUUGUGUAGCCUGUUUCGUUAUGUGAUGCUUGGUAGAAUGCUAGUAGGGUUUUCCCAUUUUGGUUUCAGAAGGACUUGAGUAGUGUGUUUAUUGUAACUCUUCUAGUACUCACCACUUUGAAAAACAACCUCUCUUUUCAUAAAUACUGGUAGUGUUUAUUCAGGUAUGUCCAUUGUAGCUUGUAUAAUGUUUAUGAAUAUCUGUAUCUUAUGGCUUCCAGAAAUGGCUAGUUGAUAUUCAGAAACCUUUUUCUGUGUUUUAAGGGGCGGGGAAAAACACUAAAUGACAAUUUGGGAAAGGCAUAUUGCUUUCAGAUUCUGAUAUGUGUGGUAAAAUACUGUUGCAAUGAAAAUCUUGAUACUUCACUGAAACAAGUAAUUAAAAGUUUAUCAGAACCAGUGUACAGACUAAUAAAUCUUUUCCACAGUAUUCAGUUUUCUAACCUCUAUUGUAUGUUGAAUAUUUUUUCACUUGUAUAUUAUUUCAUUUACAUUGAUCUCUGUUAUUUCAGGCUCCCAAAUAAGUAAUUGGUCCUGAUGGGCCACUGUAAUACACUCAGUAAAAUUCUGAUCUUAAUCUCUGGGCAGUUCUCAUAUACAAUUAUAAAUGUGUAUAGAGUGACCUUCGCAAUAUAUGUAUGAAUGAUUUACUUCAAGUUAGGUUUUUUCUGAAAUGUGUAUCUUCACAUUUGAAAACCUCAUAUCUACUUGAUUUACACUUGUUAAUCCUCAUUACAUGUGAUUAAAGGUUUUAUACAUUCUGUAUGUUUUUACUAAAUAUGAACCAUUUCCUACUUAAUGUUGAGAAAGGUAGCUAACACGUGUACUUAUGAUUUGUUCAUGUUACAUUAAACUUCAGAUAUGUGUAUUUAUGUAGAGUGUAUUGACAAGACUGUUUAUUGCUUUUUGGUCAUCGAGCUACAUAGUAACCAUUCUGUGCAUUGGAUUGUCCUGAUGUGGUCACUUGAAUUUGGUCACUUUGAACUCGAAUCCACAAGGGUCACUUGAAUAUAACUUUUAAAAGUUGAUUUUGUUUGAUAGAUUUAUAUUGUAACCUUUUAUAGUUUUUGAAUAAAUGUAGCCUGCUUUCCCUAGA
Molecule: messenger RNA, 2584 nt
Organism: Tupaia belangeri chinensis (Chinese tree shrew)
Lineage: Eukaryota; Metazoa; Chordata; Mammalia; Scandentia; Tupaiidae
Gene: RAB18
Product: RAB18, member RAS oncogene family
Exons: 7
Coding region: 172-816 (214 amino acids)
Molecular function (GO): GTPase activity; GTP binding
Source: RefSeq, a predicted model, not a curated record